AUGGGCUAUAUAGGCGUCUCCCUCAUCCUCGCCUCCUUCGUCUGGGUCAUCGUCGCCCCUCCGCCAUGGAUUCACCCCUUCAUGCCGCCCUUCCUCCUCGCCUGGAGGAACGACACAAAGCUCCUACCGCCUUCUUCACGGUCAAAGUCCUCUUCGCCUCCACCGCCAAGCGACCAACAUGAGUCAAAGACGACAACCUCGACAACAACUACGAACGGACACGCAUCCGAGCCCUCGACCAAGGAACAGCCGCGCAAUGCCCCUCCCCCGCCAACUCUCAACCUCCCCGAAGACACCAUCGCCGCACCGGCACCCGGGCCCGCGCCGCGCAACGCCACCGCCGCCGCCGUCGCGAUGCCUUCUCCUCCUACUGCGCCAGCCAUCCGCCGCUCCUCCCCGAAUCCUGCGAUUCCCGCGCCGCCCAUGGUAACCGAGCCAGAAACCGAAGAACAAACAACACCAAAGGCAACCCCCGCCGCUCCCGCCGCCUCCGUACCCUCCUUCACACUCGAAGAACCCUCAAAGGCACCGGCACCACCCUCCCUCGGCGCAUCACUCUCUUCGCCCUCAGGAUCCUCUCUCGGCAAAGGAAGCAUGCCGCCCCCUCCUCCGCCUUCAACGACCUCAACCAACAUGAUGCCGCCACCAGCCCCAACGCCCCGCGGUCCAGUCCCCCCCCGCCUAGCCGCCUUCCCAGCAAUGAACUCCCCCCAACGCGCCCGCGGCCCCGUACCGAACCGCGGCCCGGCACCCGGAAGCUCUUCCUCCCUCGGCUCCUCCCUCGCGCCGCCGCCCACACACUCCGCAAAGGCCCCGAAACCAACGCGCAAGGUUAUCCUCACGCCGGGCCACUCCCCACUCGACUGGGCGCGCAUCUCAGGCCCCAACGCCGACCUGCGCAACCUACCGCCCUCGACGCCCUACCUCAAAGUCACGCCCUCGAUGCUGAAGAAGAUGACGGGGAGGAAGGGGAAAGAUGCGUGGAUGGCGUUGGGUGGGAGGGUGUACAAUAUCACGCCCUACCUGCCGUACCACCCGGCUGGCGAGCCCGAGUUGCUGCGCGGCGCGGGUCGCGAUGCGACGAAGUUGUUUGGGGAGAUUCAUCCCUGGGUGAAUUACGAGACUAUGCUCUCCGCCUGUCUCGUGGGGUUGUUAGUAGAUGAGGAAGAGGGCACGAAGCCGAGCGCGAUGGAUGAGAUGGACUGA
Molecule: messenger RNA, 1206 nt
Organism: Colletotrichum fioriniae
Lineage: Eukaryota; Fungi; Ascomycota; Sordariomycetes; Glomerellales; Glomerellaceae
Source: RefSeq, a predicted model, not a curated record